UGUGCCCGAAUUGUUUAGUUCCUUUCCAAUUUAAUUGUUUCUGGAACCUAAGUGAGCUUUUCCUAGCAUCUCAAUGACCUAGUGACCUCUUAAGAGAAGGAUCAACACGAAUCACUGAACUAACAAUUUAAGAAAAGUACAGCCCAAAAGCUCCAGAGCUUGGGGUCAAAAAAACCCCAACACCCUGGGCGUUGAUAUGAAUUCUGCUGUUGUGAACCUCCCCUGUAAAAAGAGUGAAAAAAAAGAAAAGAAAAAACUGGUACAUUACAGAUACAGCGUAUUAAAAAAGGCAUACAAAACCUUUAUUUGCAUUGGCAAAGAAAAUUGCGAAAAAUGAAAUUGGCAGUAGUAAUAUAAUAAAAAAUUGAUUGUGAAGAACGUUCUCAAUGUGUGUCAACAUUUAAAAUAGCUCAUGUCUCAUCCGGGACAAACAGUGAAGGUCAUAUUUAAUUCAUAAAGACUUUUUUGCUGCACGCGAAAAAUAGUAUUAAAAUACAUUUAAACAAGGAGGUGCCAGUUCUACGAUGGAAAUACUUGAGAAAAGGUUCAACUGUUAUUUGAUGGAUGAAGUUGAAAAAUUUAUUAUGAAGGAAUUUCACUAUGUUCUGCAGGUUUCUGCUUUUUACUUGUACCUGAGGGGUAAAUGGAUCUAUUUUUCGAUAUUCCAAUUUAUUCUCUAUCUUUUUAUUCUGGGGACAUUUAUAAUUAUUGUAUUUUACACGAUGGUACUGAUGAAAGAUUUCCAACUGAGUAUUGCGGUUCAAGCUUUUCAUAUAAUGGGCGGAGCCUCAAUGACCGUUAAUAUAUCACUCUGGAUGAAUUACAAUCGAGACAUACUGUCUGAAACGUUCACCAUAUUUCACAGCAAAUUUUAUCAAUACGAUGAAAGUUUUGAUUCGAAAAUGGUUGAACCUUGGCUGGAGGAAGUACAAAUAUUUCAGAAAAAUAUGUUCCUGUAUGUUUCAUUUAUACUUUUUGCAAUUGGCUUGCAAGUAAUUGUUGGUGGUCCCAUUGAAGAUAUGCUUCAAGGUACUGUUAUAGAAGAGACUUAUAUCAUUAAUGUCUACAUGAAAUUGCCAAUUCCUCUAUAUUUUCCAUUUUUAAUAACAAAUAAUAUCGUUAAAUAUAUGUGCUUAGUAUAUGAAAUUAUUGUCGCAUUUGUUGUUCUAUCUGUGCUCGGAACUGCUGCGAUAUUUAUGCUUUAUGCCACCCACUCAGUAAAUGUCCAAUUCAGGAUUUUAAUCUAUUCUAUAAAGAACAUCGAACAAAGGGCUUUGAAUAAAUGCAAAGUGAAAUACAAUGAUUUUAAAACAUAUCAAAACAUCAUUGCGCUAUAUUCAGACCCAAAAUUCACAAAGGAAUAUGAACAGUGCAUUAAAGAAAAUGUACAGCAUCACUAUCAAAUUCUAAGGGCUUAUGCAAAAAUUGACAUUAUUGAAAGAUGGCCAAUGUUUAUCAAUAUAUUUUUUAUUUCUAUUGUUAUCGCUUGUGCUUUAUUUUCAUUAAUCAAGGGUGAGACGAGAAUAGCUCCUCAAUUAUUUUCCUUUCUCCUCCUCAUUUUGGAACUCUCAAUUACAAUCGUCGUUUGCAAAAGAGGGCAAGAUUUGAGCGAUCUGAAUGAUGAACUAUUUCGGUCAUUUUAUGAGACGAAAUGGCUCUACUGCAGUAAAAAUAUUAAACAAUCAAUCAUAAUAAUCCAAGAGAAAUGCAAAGCUCGUCUUACCUACAAGGCUGGUGGUCUUGUAGACAUCAAUUGGGAACUGUUUGCCUCACUCAUGAACACUGUCUACACUUACUUCAACCUUAUGCGUGCGAUGACAGAUACUACCAACUGAUUCCAUUGGAUAUUUUAUCAAGGAUUAUUACCUCAAACUUUCAACCACCACACUUUUAAGACAUUUAUUUUUAUAUUUAUAGAUAUUUAGACAUUUUGGCUCUUUAUUAAAAAAUCAAAAGAUAUAUUGUACAGUUUGGUAUGACUUCACAAUAUAAACUGAUGUAAUGAAUUAAUA
This is a messenger RNA of Cimex lectularius (bed bug), 2012 nucleotides long. RefSeq lists its product as uncharacterized. The transcript is spliced from 5 exons. Lineage: Eukaryota; Metazoa; Arthropoda; Insecta; Hemiptera; Cimicidae. The coding region runs from base 525 to 1835 and encodes 436 amino acids. Gene Ontology annotation, biological process: sensory perception of smell; detection of chemical stimulus involved in sensory perception of smell. Gene Ontology annotation, molecular function: odorant binding; olfactory receptor activity. The record is from RefSeq and is a predicted model, not a curated record. Gene Ontology annotation, cellular component: plasma membrane.